Rosa chinensis is the source of this 2026-nucleotide messenger RNA. RefSeq names its product rop guanine nucleotide exchange factor 3. Lineage: Eukaryota; Viridiplantae; Streptophyta; Magnoliopsida; Rosales; Rosaceae. The transcript has 8 exons. Gene Ontology annotation, molecular function: guanyl-nucleotide exchange factor activity. The record is from RefSeq and is a predicted model, not a curated record. The coding region runs from base 373 to 1806 and encodes 477 amino acids.
UGUUCAUGUCCAACUAAGAUUCAGUAGCCGUUUCUGCUAUAUACUUUUCCAGGCACCCACCUUUUUCUUUCUCCAGUUCCACAGUGAGAAUCAGCCAUUUUUGCUUCUGGGUUUCUUCCUGUUUACACUUCAAUCAGAUUGUCCAAGAUGUUCUAUUUUUUCUGAUUGUGGUGAUGUGGGUAUCUUCAAAGAAAGCUUUUAAUUUCUUUUAGAAAGAAAAAGUGUUUGGUGAUCAAAGCUAAAGUUCAUGCUUGGGAGGGAACAGUUUCAAAACGAUUUUCAGCUACAGCCAUCUUCAACAGUUCAAAUUCAAAUCUCUAUGAAUUAAAGCUGCAGGUUUUUGAGGAAUUAGGCCACAAGUUUUCAACUACCAUGGACAAUUCAUUGAACUCUGAUGAAAGUUAUGAUCUGGGAUAUCAACCUUCACCUUCUUCUAUGGAUCAAUCAGUAGCAGAAACUUCAACAAUGAGUAGUGAUUCAUUUUUGUACCGCCGGACUAAUUCUGAUGUCUCGGCUUUCUCUGGGUCAGUAGGUGACAGCAGCUAUUCUGGUGAAGCUUCUCCUUCUUGCUGGCCAAAUGUGAAAUCCAACCUCAGUAACCAAACUGUCCUCAGCAGACUAGGAAUGAAGAAACACAUGAAUCUCACAGACGAUAAACUUGAAGAUCUUGAAGCUGUGGAUUUAGAACUAGAGUUGAUGAAAGAAAGAUUUGCAAAGCUCUUGUUGGGUGAAGACAUGUCAGGGAGUGGGAAAGGUGUAUGCACAGCUGUUACAAUUUCAAAUUCUAUUACCAACCUCUAUGCCACUAUUUUUGGGGCAAAUCUGAGGUUAGAGCCUUUGAAUCCUGAGAAGAAGGCAAUGUGGAGAAGGGAAAUGGAUUGUCUUUUAUCCGUUUGUGAUUACAUAGUAGACCUCACUCCAGUAUCCCAAACUUUACCAAAUGGGACAUCUGUGGAGAUGAUGACAAGCAGACCAAGAUCUGAUAUUUAUAUCAACCUUCCAGCUUUAAAAAAGCUUGAUGCAAUGCUCAUUGAAGUGCUUGAUAGUUUUCAACAGACAGAGUUUUGGUAUGCAGAACAAGGGAGCAUUUCAUCAAAGUCAACUACAUCUGCAUCAGCAUCAGGAUCGUUUCGAAGGAUUAGUGUGCAGCGGAAUGAGGAGAAAUGGUGGGUGCCGGUUCCAUGUGUUCCUCCAGGUGGCCUCUCUGAGAAGUCAAGGAAGCAUUUGAGACACAAGCGCGACAGUUCUAAUCAAAUUCACAAAGCAGCUAUGGCAAUCAACAGCAGCAUUCUUUCUGAGAUGGAAAUCCCAGAGUCAUACAUGGCAGGUCUUCCAAAGAGUGGAAAAGCUUGCUUGGGAGAUUCGAUUUACCGCUACACGUGUACCUCAGAGAAGUUCUCCCCAGAGUAUCUUCUAGACUGUCUCAACAUAGCUUCUGAACAUGAAGCACUUGAACUUGCAGAUAGAGUUGAAUCUUCAAUGUACACAUGGAGACGUAAAGCAUGCAUGAGUAAUUCAAAGUCUUCAUGGGUGAUGGUAAAGGAUCUAAUGUCAGAGACAGACAAGAAUGACAAAAACCAUGUCCUAGCAGAAAGAGCAGAGAGCUUGUUGUUCUCUUUGAAGCAGAGAUAUCCUGAGCUCUCUCAGACAUCCUUGGACACAUGCAAGAUUCAAUACAACAAGGAUGUGGGGCAAGCAGUACUAGAGAGCUACUCAAGAGUGUUGGAAAGUUUUGCAUACAACAUUGUUGCUUGGAUUGAAGAUGUAAUUCAUGUGGACAGAUCGAUGAGAAACCACGACCAAUAGAGAGCAAAUCAGUUUCAAGCACUUCUCAAACAAAUUUUGAGACAUUAACUUAUUCCUAUGUAUGAAGCUAGUUAGUUCUUAUAAAAGGGUAUUAGUCCACAUUUCGCAUCUACGAAUUUCAAGAAAUGACUUUGUACAGUAGUAUCCAGUAGAACAGAGCAGAAUUUUUUUUUUCAAAGCAGUGAAUUUAUUAACCUCUUGUUACAUUUAUUUAUACAUA